UGACCCGUCAGCGGUUUAAAUACAGGAAUAGCUCCGAGUGUUUGAGUCCGAACUGAACGCUGUUCGCCAACGCUGUAACAUUUUCCCAUCUCUGUUGGUACUGUUUAACACUAGAAAAAGGUUCUGCCGAUGUAAGUGAAAUUUUAAGGUUCAUACAUCGACUUCUUGCUUCUUCCACUGCGUAAGACGAAACAGACGAAACAGAAGUCACACAUCACAACGACGUUUAGUAGUGAUAUCGUUGUCCAGUGUGACGCAUGGCUGAAAGUUAAGCUGUAACUUAUUAAUUACUAACUAUUUUUAUCCUCCAAUUACAGGUCGGAGCCAUUCCUGUAUUUAGUCGCUCGUUCAAUGCUCCUUCUCUUUUGGACGGUUCUAGCGGUUUUAUUCGGAUUAUUUGCUCUCUGGAAAUAUUUGAAACCUAGAGAGAGUAAUAAUCAGAGAAUUUCGAGCCGCCAGACCUCCGAAAAUAUGAAGGAGGCACGGCUGAAGUUUUUCGCAGGCAGAGAGGAAGUUUUAUCCAGGAGUACAAUGUUUACAAUCGACUCUAGUUCAGACACUCCAGCUCACGUUAGGACAAAUGACAGUGUUUCGGAAGAAAGAAAUAUUCAGAAAGAAAGACAGAAGAAAACUGUUGAUGCGGGACAAGAUAUUGAAGCUCCUGAACCUUCUGUGCGAUAUACGAAGUUGAUCGAAGGACCGAGGAAAGUGGGCAGUUCUGCUCUUGAAACCGAAAAUAGUCCUUUUGAUCCUGAAACAAGCGCACCCAUAACACGACCGCUUAAAUCUUUGGAUGAGGUUUUGUCAUGGACACAAGGGUUCGACUUCUUCAACGUGGCCUCAGUUCUGUUAACCGAAAAGAGCAGAAAGUUAGAGAAGAGACCUCGGACACUUGUGUGCCAUGACAUGAAAGGAGGUUAUCUUGAGGACAGGUUGGUAACUAUAACUUAAGAUAUCAUCCUUUAAAAGAGCUCAGGUAUUUGGGAAAACAGAAAACCUAGAAGUGAAGACACGUUUAAUCUGAUACCGUAAAAUUCUGAAAAUAAGCCCCUCCAAAUAUUACCCCCCUAAUCCUGUAUCGCAAAAAAGGCUCCAUUAAAUCGCCCCUCCAAAUAUAUCCCCCCCCGGGGCUUGUACUUGGAAAAUUGCCCUCAAAUACAAGUAAAACAAAGCAAAAAUGGUGAAUUUACUUCCAAUGAUAAGGCUAGCCCAAUCAAUUUUGAAAUGCAAAAUUUCCCUCCGUAGAUAAACCCCUCCCAACAUAAGCCCCUCAAAAAGGGCCUUUGAAAAAUAUAAGCCCCAGGGCUUAUUUUCGGAAUUUUACGGUAAGAACUCAGUAAGAACACACCAAGUCCUUGUUGAUCAGCUUUGUUGGGCAUCUCUGUGAGUGAUGUCAGUGUCUGGAAGGGUGGUCCUGAUCCUGUAUUCCGGCUCCUUUUUCACAAAAAUCCCAUUUGCUGCACUUUUUUCAUUGCUUUCCCAAAUUCUUUUCUUGUUUCCAAAACAAUACAAUAAAAACUAGUUAACAAGGCACACUCUGUAGUUUGGUUUGAACAGGAAAUUGGCUCUUGGUCACUUUGCUGCUUAAACAUAAUUAUGAUUUCCUGAAUUCCCAACGUACAGGCAAAAAAAUCCUGCAUCCCAUGCUGAAAGUUUGGUGAAUCCUGCUUCCCGGGUAUCUGUGAAAUCCUGUUUCCCUGUUAAGAUGUCUUGCAUUUUCCUGAAUCCCACACCAUAUUUUGUUCAAAUCCCAGUUCCCAAAAGCACUCUUCCAGACCCUGUGAUGUCCCCAACACAAGUGAUACAUUUAUAUAAGGGAUCUUAAGAUAUACUGUUUCUGCAAGUAUGGUAUGGUUAGGGGAACAAGUGUGCCAUUUUAUUAUUUGAAAAGGGAUCAUGAUAAAGUGAUUAUGACAUUCAGUAGCCAGUGUACCCAUUUCUGCCUUGUAAGAGGCAGUCUACCCAUACCCAUACACUGGAAAUGGGGUACUGUAAGGUGUCUAUUACUUCAUUUGUACUGGGUAGAGAAUACGUACCUUCCUGUGGGUUCGGAAUUUCCCUGUAGAAUAUUUUGAGAGGAUGAUUUUUUCCCCCAUAUGGUAAUGACAUUAUCGCAACAUUUAGUGGCUAGCCUACCAAACACUCCCUGGUAAGAGGCAGCCUGCCUGUAUUUAAGGCUACGGGUAAGUGUGAUUUACCCAUACCUAUACACUUGGGUAGCCGAUCAGAGCACAGGAUUCACUUUAUCUUGCCUGCCCACAGAUUCAGCAAUAUAAUAAAUGCAUAAUAUUUUUGAAAGGCCUAGUGAGACUAUCUCAAUUUGUUAUGGUGGGGAGACUUGUGUGUUUCUGUGACCUGGACAGCUUAGCCACUUGGUGAAACACACCCUGAUGAUGAUGAUGAUAUUGAAAGGCGUGGUAUGUUAGGAGCAGUUUCAGUUAAACUCAUCGACAAGAUGAGCUUGGGAGCGUGUGCCUUAAAGGUGGAUUGGCAGGUUGGUGGACUCCCCCGGAUAUCCAUGAGCCGUGACUCCUGCAGCAUGGAAAUUUUAAUUAUGCAGUUGCACCUUCAUGGCUGACCAGUCGGUGACCUAGGACGCUGCUGCAUGUUCUUGAAAUGCUGGUCAUAAUUUAGCCACAAAGCCACAAGUGACCACUAAACUGCUGGCAAGUCAGCAGGAUUGGAAGCUUAUAUUGUGACAGGUCGUUCCAGUGGUAGGGGAAAUACAAGGUGAGAAAACCUCCGUCCAAGUGAUAUGUCAUCAAUUUUUUUGUGGGAUCCCUUGGAAGUGCUAGUCAGGACUAUUUGGCCAUCAAAGAACAGCUAUGGCUCUGUUGUGGACUGAGUGAUGGUAGCAUGUAAAAGGUUGCUUAACUUGAUAAACUUCCCAGAGACGAUCUGGCUCAUGAUUUUCGUGGGACCCGGGGAAAAGCCAGAGCCCACAAUAAAAGGUUGAUGCAGAACUGGAAGAGGGGUAGUAACUGUGUUCGUACUCAGCAGUUCCAAAGGCACAAUGAAGGUGGAACUAGCACUGAACGCUGAUGUAGAAAGCGACAAGGUCCACAAUAGUAAUAACACUGGAUGGGUGCAAAAUCGAACAAUAGUGUUCACAAACAAAGGAACUACAAAGGACUGCGUACCUGUACACUAAGCACUAAAGGGAAUCAGAGAACGCGCCACCAGAAGCCAGAUACAUUGAAGAAUGAGAACUAAAGAUCUUGGGGAACACCCCAACAGCCAGAACAGAAGAUAGUGUUAUGAAGGUAAUUCAGCCGAACUGCUGGGUGCUGGAGGUUGAUCCGCUGCUUUUUCUACCCCUGGAGAAGCCUAGAGAAACCACAUCUACUAUCUGCUGAACAAGCGAUGGAGGAAUUGACAUCGUUGUUCAGACAGCAGACAAGCCAGUUGAGGAUCCAGCAGACGAAGCCAUAGUCGAGACAUGACUGAUAUAAUCCAAUGAAUACAAGUGCUAAAUCAAAUGAAGAGAAACUUGAAACGAACGACAGAAGUGAGCAAAAACCAGCAGAUAUCACAGGUUGUGAAUUGCAAUGAUCUGCAAAGAUCUAGCCUGCGUAGCAGGCGCUUGGAAGUAGUGGGCACAAGAAAAAACAGGCAUGCGAGAGGAAGAAACGCGAGGGCGAGAGGGAGCACCUGCUUGGAAAGCCCACAAAAAUCGUUUCCCGGCCCCAAUCUAAUCACCUGGCAGCAGUUGCAUGAUCUGUCAAAAGUUUUUACAGAAAACGACUGACCUCGCACAAACAAAGCAUGCGGCCAAAAAGCGCUGUACAUUUUAUCUGUGGUCUAAACAUAUCUGUUGUAAAGAUCAGCUGGGUUAUCUGAUUAUAGAGUGAUGGAGCAAUAAACUAAUGGUUAACACACAGCUUUAAAUCAUUUUAACCACGGGCACAAUAAAUAGGAAAUAACAAAGUCAAAACUGGGUAUCUUUUAAAGAAUGCAUGCUGUGUAUUAUAAAAAACUAAAAAUAUUGUUCUCUGAGCUUACUUAGCCACAACUGUACAGACACCAAUGAUCACAGCGUACACGGAAAAUGACCAUUGCUUUUACUGCGCUAAGUGGCAGCCGUUUUUGGAGCAGACAUGUCUUACUAAGCGGACCUAAACUUCAGAACACAAACUGUACGUACCAACACAUUUUCUACCGCAGUAAGAAGAUGUAAACAACAGACCUCAGGUCGCCUCUGAAUGGCGAAUAAUACAAAGUGAAAGGUUCUUUCAAAUUAAUGCCCCUGGUAAGUGUUUCAUUUCAUCAAUCAUGUCCAAGUUUUGAUGGUAUGCGUUCCAUCGACGACACAAGCCGCCAAGUUCUCCUGAGCCAAGAACAUUUCCUCUUAUCAUUUUUGCAACGAUUCGACAAAUCUUUUGUCUCUCUCCACUCCUGCUAAUGCGUAUCUCAUAUCAAUUCUUUCCAUCGUGAAUACUGUUUGAUCACUCCAACUUUUCUUUGAGAUUACAGCCACAUAGUCCCAUUAAUCCUGAUUGAAGUGACUUCUGAGACCUGAACUUCGAUUGUAUACAAUAAUAAUAAUAAUAAUAAUUUAUUACUUAUUCGGCACAAAUAUCUAUAUGAAUAUAUUCAAAUGCGCCUUACAAGUUACAUUAAAAUAAUAAUAAAAUAAUAAAUCUAAUAUAGUAAAACUAUCCAGUCCAUAUCUAAUAAAUAAACUAAAAAUUACACAGAGUAAAAAAUGUAAAAUUCUAAAAAAAAUAACAAGUAUACGCUUUCCUAAAAAGAUGAGUUUUCACUAAGGACUUAAAAACGUCCAUUGUCUUAGCAUUUCUAAUGUCAUUUGGGAGACCGUUCCACAGUCCCGGAGACGCAACUUGAAAUGCUCUGUCUCCCAAUGUCUUUUUUGUUUUUGUAGCAUUAUAAGGUUGUAGUAGUAGCUGUGACGAUGAUCUUAAAUUAUAAUUUGUUCGUUCCCUAGUUCUAAUUAAAUCUGAAAUAUAUAGUGGAGCAUAGCCAUGUAUUGCCUUAUAGGUUAAAAUUAGCACUUUGUAUUCAAUCCUAAAAGACACAGGCAGCCAAUGUACAAUUAUGGUUUCAGGAGCUAGUGGUGUAAUAUAAAAUCUUCACUACAUUGUCCAUGUAAGUUAUUGAUUGACAGUUUUCCCCUGUGCGGUAACUUUUUUCCUGGGGAGCCUCUCCACCAAUUGGAAAUAUCUGCACUCACAGAAUGCGAGUUGAAACGAUUUUCGGGGGCCUUCCGUGCAGGCGCUCCCUCAACCCUCGCGUGUCUCCCUUGCGCGCGCCCGUUCUCUCUUUCACCCUUUACUUCCAAGCGCCUGCUACGCAGGCUAGAAAAGAUCAGCAAAGCAAAGCAGAGCUGAGAUAUGUAAUCAAAUGUAGGCCCCCGCAGACCCGGUGGCCACUGCACAGAAGGCUGUCUGCCUGGGGUUCAACCGCUGACCCGCUAGUGUUGUCUUGAGGUUAACCUUGUCUAAAUUACAAUUUAGCCACAUAAAAUAACAGUUUUUCGCAAGGGAAUAGUCUUGAAUUAAAGAGUUCUAACAAAGUCAUACUUUUCUUAUAGGUUUGUUCAAGGCACCAAUACUGCACCGGGCGACUCAUACAUAAUAUACCACUGGCAGCUUAUUGACAUUUUUGUAUACUUCAGUCAUCAUUUUGUUACCAUACCUCCUCCGUGUUGGACCAAUGCUGCACACACCCAUGGUGUUCCAGUGUUGGGCACUGUAAUUACAGAGUCUGAGGAUGGAGUUAUAAGAUGCAGCAAAUUUUUAGAGGACAUGGCUUCAUGGAAGAGUCUUGCAAAUCAGCUGGUUGAUAUAGCAGACUAUUACAGAUUUGAUGGUUGGUUUCUUAACAUAGAAAAUCCCAUACAGGUACUGAAAAACAUUUGAUGUAAACCUGACUCCACCUCCUGCUAGCUUUUCAUAUAUGGCUAAAUAAUAUCUGGAUGGGUGUUCAUUAAAACUCUAAAAAGAAGCCAACAAAAAAAGAGAAAACUAAAUAUGAAGUAAUAUAAAAUCCAUCUUGCACAACCCAAAAGCAUAAUCAUAGCUACCUGCUAAGAGGAUAAGCAUAAUAUGAUGAAAUUUUUUACUUGUACAUUCAUUGCAUUCAUGGGGCUUUUUAGGGAUAAAAUUAGUGAUAAACAACGUAAAGUUAAUUGGCCAGAGAUGCUCCCGUUGAUUUUUUAAAUUUUUUCAAGUGUAGUCACGGAGCUACACCUGGGUUUAGUAUAAUGUAUGUUUAUCUAAAUUUUUUAUUAAGUUUGAUCAUGAAUUAAUGCAAUUUAAAUAUUCCAUAUAAACACAAUGGAAAAAAAUGGGACCUGAACCUCAAAACUCUUGUCAAAGUUAACCUCCAGGCAUGUACAUGUAUUUCAUCUUUGUUAUUUAUAAAAUAAUUAUAUUAUUGUUGGGUGCUUUUAUUUAUAGCCAGUGCAAAUCAACAAUCUAGAAGAGUUUGUAAAAUAUUUAACUGCGGAGAUGCAUCAGCGGAUUCCUAAUUCCUUGGUAAUUUGGUAUGACAGUGUAACAUACAAAGGAGACCUAGCGUGGCAAGAUGAACUCAAUGCUAAGAACAGGUACAUAUUGAAUCAGAUCUGUCAGGAAUUUACAUGUAAUGUGGGCUGUUGGCAAAAGGUGGAUCCGACCCGAUCAGAUCACUCCUAGUGACCCUAUCCCUUACCUUUUGUCAUUUAGUGAGUUUCAGGGGCUGAUUCAAUCCAGUCUGAUCCGGGUAUUGUUCAUGCCAUUUAAUAUGUACUUUUAAGAGGAUGUUGACUCUGUUAUUCAUCUCAUUGCGGGGCUGUCACUGAAAUUUCAAGUUGCCAUGUAAUUGAACAGCUAGGAAGUUUUUUGGUUUCCUCUAUUUUCCAUUGUUUUCUAAUGAAAGUAGCUAGGGAUAUGCCCAUAAUACCCCAAGGGAAGUCCCUGGCCCCUGGUGCUUAGUGACAGAAGUGUCAAUAGAUCCUAAAUUUUUCAUGCAUUAACAAGCUUCCUGAGAAUCACUGAUCACUGAAACUCAUUGUUUCUUUAAUAUGACGCUGAUAGCUUUUAGUGCUAAAACAUUUUUUGGAUUAUAACACUCCCCCGGUUUUCAUUUGUUUGGCAGAAUCUUUUUUGAUGCAAGUGAUGGUAUAUUUUUAAACUACAACUGGUCUGAAGCACACUUGAUGAGAUCUGCAGGUGCUGCUGGGCAUAAUCGCGUGGCAGAUGUCUAUGUUGGAGUGGAUGUUUUUGGGCGUGGCUGCUUUGGAGGGGGUGGCUACAAUUCUAAACUGGUACAUAACAAGUGUGAUAUGUUUCAGUAAUACUAUUUCAAGGCUUGAGAUGUGUUUGAAAAUAUUGAUCACUGUUGAUCCGGCAAAGAUCUAGACUUUUGGAUACUUAAAAGUAUCUAGAGCAAAAGUUGUGUGCAAUGGUCUCUGUAAAUGAAAUGACUUGCUUUUACGGAAACUCUGCUAAUAUUGUUCAAAACUGAACAUACAUCUCUGAGCACAUAUGUGCUACCCAGGCACCUAUUAGUAAAGCACUCAACCCUGUUCAGAUUUUGGCUUCAAUGAUUCCUUGUGUAAGAAAAGUCCCAUUCUAGUCACUUAUUUCACUGCCAUACUGUGAAACAUUUGUGUAUCAAAAAUAUCACACCUAAUACUAGUAAAAAUCUUUUUAUACAAAUAACCCAUUCUAAUGAGUCUAAAAGGACACCACUGACUGUUUUGAGGGAUUAGCCCUGUGGAGUCCUAACUUCAUCUCUCCAAACUUCCAUUUUAGCUUCAUGUAGUUGAUCUUAGAUAGAGUCAAAAUGUGGCUAAAUGUAAUUUAGGCAAAGUUAACCUCGAAGCAAUGCUGGUCAGCAGUUUCCCCAGCUAUACUAGGGGUGGCCCGAUGCCUCUAGCAGGGGCACCUAAUGACUUAUACAUGCAGUUGCUUGCUUGCAGUUCUUCGCAAAGUUUUGUUGCAAUAGCUUGCUGUUUGCGUGCCAGUUUGUGCUUUGGUUUUUCCCAUCCCUCCCUCCCUCUUGAGGUAUAGGCUAGGUAAGUAUUGGUCGGUAAGUAUUCCACUGAAUUGUUCAGUGUGACAGUGCCUGGUGGGGGCUGCUCGCAGGGUUGCCAUGGAUACCUCCUCCUCAUGCUAGAGCAUUGCCUGGCUCCACCAACUUUGUAGGUACCACUAAAAAUGCCCAAGCUCAUCUGUUGGUGAUGAGUUUAAUCAAGGAAAGUGUUUCAUUUUGUUUUAGGCGUUUAAAGUAAUAAGAGAGGAAAAAUUGUCUGCUGCACUGUUUGCUCCAGGAUGGGUUUUGGAGACACAAGGGUCUAAAAACUUCUUUGUGAAUCAAGACAAGUAAGAUAUCAGUAUAGAGUCUUAAGACUUAACAUUGUGUGCAUCUUUAUUAAUGUGUCUGAAUUCUUUCAAAGAUUUGUUAUUUAGCCUUGAAUAUCAACUGCUGUAUAUUGUGUUUUAACUGUGUAAUGUGUUACAUUCAUAAAUCGCGACUUUUCCAUCACAUUAUUUUUUCGUGAAGAUCUCUCCAGAUGAAAGAAUUUUGUUCAAGAUUCAAAAUAUUUUGUUGAAUUAUAAUGCCUGUGAAAAUAAAGAAAGAAUAAUCCCAUUGACAGGUGAUAAAAUUACUACUUUUCACAAGCUUUCAAGAAAUUUUUAAAUAACUUGUUUUUCCAUAUCAUGCAGAGUCAAUUAAUCAAUAAUUAUUACAAACCUGACAUUUCUGUUUUUUCUCUUCUGUAUCUAAGUAUGUUGCAGCUUUCGCUUAAAAUUUUCAUGAUUGGAUCAUACUGUAGGUUUUUCUAAUGCUUAAACUGUUAUCUCUCGUCAAAGGUUUUGGAACCUGUUGGCACCCUACUGUACUGUGCGUUCAGCAGUGAAGGAGAUUCCAUUUGUAACGUCAACAUGUCGUGGUUGUGGAAAAACUGCCAACAUAGAUGGAAAGGUGAUUUGCAGCUAGCAUAUUGUCCAGUAUGAAUUAAGUUCACAAAAAUUAACCUACAAUAUACUUGAUAUACCGGAUCAAGGAAGAGCACACUGUUAAUUAGGCCAUGAACGACUUAAACAAUGGAAUUGCUCAUCUAGAUGAACAUUGUAUUCAAAGAAUACUUGAGAAUAUGAAAUUUGGUCGUCCUAAUUUGCAGUUCAAACUUCAUUAGAAUGCAAAACCUCUUAUUUGGAGUAUUUUGUUUUCUGAAUCAGAUCCAUUGAAAUAAUAUUUGACUAAUAAGCCCCUUCUUGUAGUUACAUACACUGUAAACGUUUUCCUCUUCUUUUAUUAACAGCUAGUUUCCCAUUCAUAUUUCUUCCUUUUUAUUAGCAUUGGUUGAUUAAAUACAGUGAAACCUCUAUAAAGCGAAUCCCCACUUAAGCGGACACCCUCUAUUAUAGUGGCCACUUAGCCGGGUCCCAAAAUUGACAUCUUAUAUUUCCCUUCAUAAUGAACCUCUAUUAAGCAGACGUGGACAUUUGUUCAUUGAGCUCUCUGGCUUAAAUUAUUGAAAUGUAAGUUUUGUCUGGGUACUACCCAGUUAUCAGUGUAAAAUUUCAUUCAGGGUUCUUGCUAAGAUUUUGUUUUGCUAGGUAUAUGUAAUUAGCAGACAGAGAAUUAAACAGCUAGGAUGUUCUGUUGGGUCUGUUUUCUUGUCUGCUCAUACAUGUAGCAGCCAAGAAAUAUCCCCAUCCCCCAUACCUCAAUGACAGCCCUGAAUUCUUUGCUGUAAUUUUGUUUUCAUGAGUAAUGGGAAGUAUUGUUAGUGGACAGUUUACACAUUGCUUUCUUUUUUCCUCACACCUUUGAGACCUUGGAGAGCACUAUGCUGCUUUUAAGAUAACUACGCACUUAACAAACUACCAUUGCACAAAUAAGAUGAACAUUUUGGUGUCUUUUUGUUCGAUAGGUGGUACUCUCCAAGCUUUGGACAAAUCUAAGUGCACAGCAGUACCAGCCCACAUUUAUCAACACAUUCUUCAAUCUUGGUGCCAAGGGAGGACUGGCUAUCAGUGCUGUGGAGUAUACCAUGGAUGAUGCAUAUAAUGGUGGAGGUUGUCUUCUUAUUACUGGGCAUGCUCACUCCACUCCAGAGAUGUCUAAGGGUGUUGUUAGGUGCAGUACUUUCUAGUUUUUUUUCCCAGUGGUUAGAGCAUCUGAUCCCGUCUGGAACUCAGAAAUUUUUCUGAGUUCUUCUCUCCACACAUAUCAUUCCGUAUUUAUUAUUUAUUGCUCAGAGAGUAUUUAUAAAUGUGAUUGUACAAUGCAGUUAAUUUGUGUGUUCAUUUGACAUAAUAUGACUGCCCGAUGUGGUCCUUAUGUCAGCCCACAAAUGACCUGCUCAACACUAGAAUUCACAUUAGCUCAGUGGUUAGGGCAUCUGAUUAGUGUCUGGAAGGUCGUGGGUUCAUUUUCUCAUCUGGGAAAUUUUUUCUGAGUUCUUCUCUCCACACAUAUUCUAUUGAUUUAUUCUUUCCGUGUUGUAAGUAGAAUUUAUUAUCAUGGUGUCAAAAUACAUUGCUUCACAACAAUAAAACCAAAAGUUAUGUUUUUUAAAAAAAUAAUACAAUGCUACAUUAACGAAUUAAAAUAAAAAGCCAUUUUCAUCUGUUGAUAAUUUUUACAUUAUUGUCAUAAAGCAAUGUAUUUUAACGCCACAAGAAUAAACACUUAAACACGUCAUCUACGUUCCUUUUUCCCUUGCAGCUAAUUCAACACUUGUACUACUUUCAGACCGCUACUUUUCCUGGCAUUUUGGUUAAACUGAAAUUUCACUGUUUUUCGUCCUUCUUUCCCCAGACUAUUCAAAACAAAUUUCCAGAUUAUGGGACCUCUUUUGGUGUCAUUCACAUUUAAGUUGGACCUUAAAGACUGCAUUGAUGUGGCUUUACAGCUUCACACUAACAAGAUGCCUACUUAUCUACUGUUCUGUCCACUACCAUCAGUAAAGGAACAAGGUAUCUGUAAACUUCAUCUUAAACUGUAGUGAAACCCUGAAACAGUGAACCCCUCUAAAACGAAAUGUUUGUUAACCCUUGAAGUCCCAACAGUGAUCAACAUCGAUUUUCUCCUUGCAAUAUCAGCACAUUAUCAACAGAAAAAAGUUACGAGAAUUAAUAAAAUGAUCACCAAAGGAAAAAUGCUUUGAUCUUUUAUCAGUCGUAUGUUGAUACUGGGGCUUGAGGGGUUAACUGGGUUAAGCGAGUGAUGCUCUUUACCCCAGUUGUAGUAAAGUAUGUGAAAGAUAUCAGUACAACUCUCCCCUUUCCAGGUAAUUAGCCAUUGACUACUCGUUCCUAAUUGUCUUAAGAACGGAGGCGAGUAGUCUAGGAAUAAUUGUCUAGGGAGGGGGCGAGUUGUCAGGGGCGGAUCCAGGAUUUUUUUUAGGAGGGGGUGCACUCGGCUCUUGCUCUACUUCAUCACCAGUAAACCACAUAAUUUUUUUUUUUUGCAGAAUACCAGUUGUAUUAGAAAACCGCAGGUCAUCCGGGGGGGGGCACCCCCUGCACCCUCUCCCUAGAUCCCUAGAUCCGCCCCUGGUUGUCUAUAAUGGCAUAUACUCUGUUACAAUGUGUGGGGUUGUCUUUGGUUAUGUACCGAAUGGUGGAGCUGUGCCAUUGGUGAAAGACGGAAAGAUGAAAAACCAAAUAAAUUAGUUGAAUGAAAGUGUUCGUUGAUUCCGCGUGGAUUCAAAGAACGUUUUUUUUGUGUUCUGAGUUUUAGCAUGUUGACUUGGUGUGAAAUUGGAGUGCUGAUUGCCAUGUUGCCACUAAUGUAUUUCUUCUGAUGUGCUGGAAAAUUGGAUUCAUCACGGACCAUCACGAAAUAAGCUGUUCUGUUUCUAACAAAUAUCUGUGAUUGUAGAUGACAAGGAACUUCUAGUGAAAAAAAGGAACUAUUAUUUUAGUGUUUUACUUUCCUCAUGUGUGCUUUGAUCUGAAAUCGUCGUUGUGGCUUGAUUUUCACCUGUUUGCAGGAUAAUUUCCUAAUAUUGCACCUUUUUACCAAUUUUUAGAUCCCGGCCAGAUGGAAGAUUCUGAUUUAAAUAACAAGCUGAUUCGGCGUUAUGGCAUUCCUGAGUCGCGGACACUGACGUCAUCAGUGUUCACGUCCCCAAUUGGUUCAGAGCAUUACACAUUGUUUGAACCGCUGUCAGGUGAUCCUCAUCAAGUCGUCCAGCAGGCGUUUGGUUUAAGAGAAUAUGACGAAACUGGAACUAGCUCAGAAUGGCUCACGCGGUAAGUGCAGCAGUUAAUAGUACAGGAUGAAGACACAAUCACAGUCGUAAUUCCUUGAAACAGUUCUGGAAAACGCAAGCGACACGUAUGAAACCGCAAGAACCAAGGCGGUCCACAUGGCUAGAGCUUAUUCCUGUGACCCCCCUUGCCUUCCCUUGCCUAGUCCCUGAACUGCGUCUUCCCAUGCCUUCUCGGUCAAUUCGUUUCGGUGACGUAUCCGAGACGAAAACCGCUCGGACCACGUGACCCGAAACGCAUAGACCGCGCGGAAUAAUGAGGCCAAAAGACUAGGCAAUGCUUCCCCAAGACCUGAUGCUACACUGAAGUUCAUAACACGAUUACCCCGGAAGCCUAUUGCCGGUACACCCUUGGCGGAGGACCACACACAGUAUAUGGAGCGAAGUUUCUUGUCCAGCAGGGAAACAGCGCGAUGGCAACGAGAAUGCGCGACCAAGGCGCGAACCCACAUCUCGUGCGGCAAGUGUUUUUUUUUUAUUUGAGAAAGGUAACCCAUAGGGAAGUUCUUUUUUGCUUGCUGUCCCAUGCAAAUCUUGAUUUAUUUUCUAUCCUAUUUGCUUGAUCAGGCAUUACUUAAUCGCCGUCCACAUGGGCGGAGGCGGUCCACAUGGCUGGAGCUUAUUCCUGUGCUCCCCCGUGCCUAGUCCCUGAACUGCGUCUUCCCAGGCCUUCUUGGUCAAUUCGUUUCAGUGACGUAUCCGGCACGAAAAUCGCUCGGACCACGUGACCCGAAACGCCCAUAGACCGCGCGGAAUGAUUAGACCUAAAGAUAAAGGACUAUUGGAAAAAAAUAACUCAUAGGGAAGUUCUUUUUUGCUGGCUGUCCUAUAUAAAUCUUGAAUUAUUUUCUAUCCUAUUUGCUUGAUCAGGCAUUACUUAAUCGCCGGCAAAGAGUUAGAGGGAUGCACAGUGCAAGAAAUUCGACUGCUUUGUACCGUUUCGCCUGGUAAAGAGCUCAAUUGUUUUUAGCGUUGAUUUAAACAUUGGCAUGAGUUUUUAUUCAUUCUUGGCGUUAGUGGAAAGCACACACAUAUGGUCUCUUCUUUACUAUCCUUUAUUGUUGCUUAUUUAGGUGCGAAAUCCACGGGAACAUUUAAACUUCACUUAGGAGAAAUCAAGGUGAUUACUUUUCUUAUUGAUUAUAUUCAUCACGUUUAAAAUAAUGAGUUUUUUGAACCUUCUGGAGGCGAACACCUUUGGGACAAGAGUUCCAGAAGCUUUGAAAUCCUGCUUCUGAUUGGUCAUGAAAUAUUUUCUGGCCAAUUAAAAGAAAGAAUUUCAAAUGAGACUGCCUCUGCCAUUUUUCUGCCAACUUUGUCGGUAAUGACAACUUUGUCGUUUGGCUGCCCCUGGGGUCUCUGACGGUUUAUCGGGGAUAGUUUUAAGCUCAUCCUCGAACACGGUCUACCAGCACCAUUAUAAUUCAUAUCCAUUGCGACUGCGUUAAAGAGUUUGGGGAAUUUUAAUUUGUGAGGUAUUCUUAUAGAGUGACCACAAAAAAUAAAGCUAACCAAUUUUGAAAUGUUAGAAGAUAAUUCAUAACAUUUUCAUUUUGUACUAGAUCGUUGAUCCUAAAGUUCUCAAACACCCCCUUGCUUCUGUACGAAAUAUUAGAUGCCUCGACUUGAUAUGGAAGCCAACUGACCAAGGGUACAGCUUGAGCCUCACCCUCGUAUGGAACUGUCCAAUGAACGAUGGGCAGUUUGAUAAACCUGUGCACUACAACGUCUUCAGAGCAACAGAGGAUUCCAACCUGUUUUUGGGGCGCGCUUUUGUAGAGGCGUAUCGAGUUUGUCAACUGCCUGUGUCGAAAAACUGUUCUUCAGUAGAAUUUGUAGUUCAGAUUUUGACUCAGUCUGGGUUGAAGAAGCCUCUACAAGAAUGCAAUCGUUUUAAGUUAAAUUGGUAG
Molecule: messenger RNA, 14142 nt
Organism: Porites lobata
Lineage: Eukaryota; Metazoa; Cnidaria; Anthozoa; Scleractinia; Poritidae
Source: the annotation of a GenBank genome assembly